UCUCUGUAACAAGAGAUAAUUUUGUCAAUAUCAACAGAAUAUCGUUAGAAUGAAUUGUUGUGUUCGCUGUCUUGAGCGAAGCUAUUAAUCCGCACAUCGAUUAAAAUACAAAUAGAGGGAUAUAUUUUUGCUUACAAAGGUGCUAAUAAAAGCUUGUGCAAGACUGAGAGAUAUCAUCGAAUAAAUAACGGAAACGUACUUCGGAAGAAAAUGGCAUACGACGACGUUAUCCUUCGUAUGGGCGAAUUUGGUCGUUAUCAACGCCGAGUUUAUCUUCUGCUUUGUCUUCCGGCGAUAUCGUGUGCUUUUCACAAAUUGGCCGGUGUUUUCCUCGGAGCUAAAAUAGAUUCCAGAUGUUUACUUCCGAACGAGUACGCGGAGAACGCCACGUUCCAUCUGAGUCAGGACAUAUUAAACGCGAGCUAUCCGUGGGACGACGAACUUGGAAAGUGGUCUCAGUGUCUGAGCCGUAAUGUGAUCGGCGCCGCGAACGGUACGUUCGUUGAAAAAGCAAUUGGCGACAAUGCUGGAGGAGGAGGGAUCAGUAGUCGUUGCAAGCAGUAUGUGUACGAUAGAAGCGUAUACAAAAGUACAACCACUUCCGAGUGGGAUUUGGUCUGCGACAAGGCAUGGCUGAGAGCGACGGGAGACUCGCUGUUUAUGGUAGGAGUCAUGCUUGGCUCGAUGAUAUUCGGCGGUUUGUCCGAUAAAUAUGGACGUAGACCAAUUUUCUUCCUGUCUUUAGUCAUACAGCUGGUCGGCGGUAUAUUAGUCGCUGUAGCGCCCGAGUUUAUUUCCUACGUAAUCUUCAGACUAAUUGUCGGCUCAACCACCAGUGGGGUGUUCUUAGUAGCUUAUGUCAUAGCUUUGGAAAUGGUCGGUCCGAAAAAGCGGUUAAUAGCCGGAGUCGGCGUGCAGUUGUUUUUCACUGUCGGAUACAUACUCACCGCAGGUUUUGCGUAUUUUAUUACCAAUUGGAGAAUGCUGCAAAUAGCCCUUACGGUACCGAGCCUCGUGUUUCUACUUUAUUGGUGGUUUAUUCCCGAAUCGGCACGAUGGCUCCUGACGAAAGGUCGUCUCCAAGAAGCGAAGGAUUUGCUGCAACGAGCUUCCUUGGAAAAUGGCGUGGAGAUGCCGAGUGAAGCUUUGGACACACUUCUUAAUAAUAACAGCGAGGAUAGUAUGCCCGAUACGAAAAAACCUUCACUCUUCGAUCUGUUCCGUUAUCCGAACUUGAGACGAAAAAGCAUCGUUUUGUUUUUCAACUGGCUAGUUAACAGCGGAACGUACUACGGACUGUCUUGGCACGCGUCCAAUCUCGGCGGUAACGAUUACGUUAAUUUUGUAAUAUCCGGGAUAGUGGAAGUACCGGCGUAUACAUUUCUCAUCUUCACCCUGAAUCGAUGGGGUAGGAAAAUCAGCCUUUGCGGCUGUAUGAUGUUGUCCGGAUUAGCAUUACUUGCUACAUUGUUUGUCCCUGCCGAUAUGCCGUGGCUAGUCGUUUGCUUGGCAAUGAUAGGAAAACUUGCAAUCACAUCUUCCUAUGGUGCAAUUUAUGUGUUCACUGCAGAACAAUUCCCGACUGUUAUCCGAAAUGUCGGAUUGGGUGCAAGCUCCACUUUUGCUCGAAUUGGCGGAGUUAUCGCACCAUAUGUUAAUCAUCUGUCGGAAAUAUGGACACCAUUGCCACUCGUUAUUUUCGGAACAUGCGCCUUAUUUGGCGGCUUGAUGUCCCUUCUUCUUCCGGAGACAUUGAACAAGAAGCUUCCUGAAACGAUUCAGGAUGGCGAGUUGUUCGGAAAGAAACUAUCAAAGAAAAAGAAGAAGAAACAGCAAUUGGAUCUUGACCAAUUGAACGAGAUAGAAAUAAUAAAACCAUUAAAAUCACAGGAAAAACAGAACGGAGUACACGAGAAACAGAACGGAUGACAUUAAAUUACGAAAAUCAAAUCGAUAUUACAUUCAAAAAUAUGUACUCGAUUUCCGUCUAAUCAUAUUUUAGACGUCUGUCACGUGUAGUACACACAUUUACAGAGAACUUGAGGAAUGCAAUGUUCCUUAGAUUUCGGUUUAAUAUCCACAGUUGUCUAAUAUUUGUUUGUACUACAUUGUAUCUCAAUUGAGUCAGAUUGGAUCGCAAAAUCAUACAGAAAUAUGAAAGUUAAUGAACCGUCAAAAGAAAUGUAUAUAUAUAUAUAUUUCGUGUUUUAAUCCACAAAAGUAGAUGAUGGUUUUUAUUUACGCGUAACAUGUUGCGAUAAUGCAUAAAAUAUAAUUGUAAUUCUCUCUGCCGAUAAACAUAUCAUUAUUCAAACAUCUAAAUGUCCUUUAUAAGGAGUGACUAUGAAUUAUGUACGAAAUAUUACAACUUAUCAAUAAAACUUUUUGCUACGAUUCUUCA
This is a messenger RNA of Formica exsecta, 2401 nucleotides long. It is a transcript of the gene Orct, whose product is annotated as organic cation transporter protein. Bases 211 to 1929 code for a protein of 572 amino acids. NCBI's taxonomy places the organism in Eukaryota, Metazoa, Arthropoda, Insecta, Hymenoptera, Formicidae. The record is from RefSeq and is a predicted model, not a curated record. Gene Ontology annotation, biological process: transmembrane transport. The transcript has 9 exons. Gene Ontology annotation, molecular function: transmembrane transporter activity. Gene Ontology annotation, cellular component: membrane.